AUGUACUUCUCCAAGGCCACCAUCAUUGCCGUUGCGGCUCUCCUCUCCACCGGCUACGCCCUCCCCGCCGCCACCGGCAGCUGCCCCGACCAGGCUGCCGCCUGCCGCUCUUCAGGAGGCUCUGGCUGUGAUGCUGCAGCUAAGAGCUGUUGCGAUUCUACGAUCCCUGUUGUUUCACCCAAAUCGGACGGCGACCACUACCAGUGCUACCAGGACUCUGGAAUUGGCAGCAUGCUUCAGAGGCGUGACCCCGGUGACGAGUGUGCGACCACCGCCAACAGCUGCCGCGCCACUGGAGGCUCUGGUUGUGAUGACGCAGCCGCCAGCUGCUGCGACAAAGCUAUAACUGUUGUUUCUCCCAAGUCAGACGGCGACCACUACCAGUGCUACAAGAACGCUGGUAUCGAGAGCCGCCUCAACAAGCGCGACGCGGGCGAUGACUGUGCCGCUGCAGCCAAAUCCUGCCGCGCCACCGGAGGUGCCUCGUGUGACGAUACCGCUGCUGCUUGCUGCGAUAAAUCUAUUCCUGUUGUUUCCCCCAAAUCAGACGGCGACCACUGGCAGUGCUACCAGGACGCUGGCAUCGGUAGCCGCCUCAGCAAGCGUGACAUUGGCCCUGAUUGUGCGGCUAGCGCAAAGUCCUGCCGCUCCACCGGCGCAUCGGACUGCGACAACAAGGCCAAGACGUGCUGCGAUCAGAUCCAGGUCGUGAGCCCUAAGUCGGACGGAGACCACUGGCAGUGCUACCAGGACGCUGGCAUUGGCAGCAUGCUUUCCCAGUAA
Molecule: messenger RNA, 783 nt
Organism: Lasiodiplodia theobromae
Lineage: Eukaryota; Fungi; Ascomycota; Dothideomycetes; Botryosphaeriales; Botryosphaeriaceae
Exons: 4
Coding region: 1-783 (260 amino acids)
Source: RefSeq, a predicted model, not a curated record